AUGGGAAAAAUUGGAAGCGUUAAAGUAUCCCAAACGACCAAAGACCUAGACCACAUCAAAUCCGACGUCGCGUCGUUUGCAUCCUCUCUCGGCUUCUCCUCUGCUCCCUCCUCAUCUGCCGGCUUCAAUGAUUCAGAUUUUCAUAAAACUGGUCCCCUUAAACCCCAUUCACGACCACCCAAAAAUUCGUACAUAGAUAAAACUAAGAUUCCACACGACAAAGAAAACAAAAACAUACCCAAAAAUAACAACAAACGGAGCAAUCCCAAAUUCGACGUUAAAUCUCCUCAAAUUCAGACCCCCAAUUUCAGCAACGGUGAUAGUAAAUUUAAGAAUCUCCCGAAGCUUCCGUUGCUGAAAGCCAGUGCAAUGAGUGUUUGGUACAAAGAUGCUGCCUUGCUGGAGGAGAAAGUGAUAGGGGAUAAUAAGAGAAUUGAGUUCAAAAGUGUGGAUGAAUGGAAGGGUUUGGUGGAGGAAAAGAAGAAUGUGGGCGAGCGUUUGAUGGCCCAGUAUGUCCGAGAGUACGAGUCAUCACGAGGCCAAAGCGGGGAUAUUAAGAUGCUCAUUGCCACACAGAGGUCAGGGACUGCUGCGGAUAAGGUGGGAGCAGCUCAACAAGGCAAUUGCCAGAGCCAAUUCUCAAGACAGGAAAUUGCAACUGAUUGUCAUUCUAACAAAUUAAGAAAAUGUCCAUCAGGGAACAAAUCUUAA
Molecule: messenger RNA, 711 nt
Organism: Fraxinus pennsylvanica
Lineage: Eukaryota; Viridiplantae; Streptophyta; Magnoliopsida; Lamiales; Oleaceae
Source: the annotation of a GenBank genome assembly